GUCACUUAUCGUGAGUGUAUCGCGUUAUGGCUGAAGCUGGGAACCCGAAAACUGGAGAUAGAUUCCAGACCACUGGAGAACUGCAGAAUAUCCAUUCUGCUUAUCGAUUAAAUGGAAAAAACUACCUCAAAUGGUCUCAAAUCAUUAGGACCAUCCUGAAAGGAAAAGGGAAAAUCAGUCACCUAACUGGGGAUGCACCGAGUGAGAGUGAUCCAAAAUUCAAAUCAUGGGAUGAAGAAGACUCCAUGAUCAUGGCGUGGCUGUGGAAUUCAAUGGUCCCAGAAAUCAGUGAUACCUGCAUGUUCCUAAAAUCAGCAAGGGAGAUCUGGGAGGCAGUCGAACAAACUUACUCUAAGGCCAAGGAUGCUGCUCAAAUUUAUGAUGUAAAGGUGAAAACCGUGGCUGCUAAACAGGGAAGUAAGUCCGUUACAGAAUAUGCCAAUCAACUUAAAUCCCUAUGGAUGGAAUUGGAUCACUAUCGGGUUAUAAAAGCAAAGUGUUCAGAAGACUCAGCAAUUUUAAAAGAAUAUAUUGAACAAGAUAGGGUCUAUGAUUUUUUGGUGGGCCUAAAUCCUGAAUAUGACCAGGUCCGAAUUCAAAUCUUAGGAAAGGAGAAAGUUCCAGGGCUUAAUGAAGUGGUAGCCAUUAUUCGGAGUGAAGAAAGCAGGAGAGGGUUGAUGCUGGAAACUUCAACCACUGAAAGCUCUGCAAUGAUAGCUGAAGGAGGAACAAUCAUGGUUGCUAACCAGAGAAAAAACUGGGAGAAAAGACAUGAGGAGAUUUGGUGUACCCAUUAUAACAAGCCGCGCCACACAAGGGAAAAGUGCUGGAAAUUACAUGGAAAGCCCCCAAGCCGAGAAUGGGGGCUGAAAGAUGGGAAAACCUCAAGCAGAGAAUGGGGACCGAAACUCCCAGGCCGAGAAUGGGGAUUGAAGGGAGGCCCACAGAAAAAAGGAGGGCAAGCAUACAUUGCUAAUGGGCAAGGUGAAGAAUCUGUCCANUUGAAUCAUGAAGAGAUAGAANGGGUAAGAUCCAUCCUUAGUAAAUUGGAGAAGCCUACAGGUACGUGCUCCUUAACAUAUUCUGGACAAGAACUCGGGGAGGACGAUUGGACAUGCUAGAGAAUGGAAUGGCCUGUACUACAUGGAGGAUCCUAAUCUGCCUACCAAGAGUCUCAUCUCUAAAUCCACCAUGACCAACAAAGAGAAAGCUCACCUCUAUCAUUGCCGACUAGGACAUCCUUCAUUUCGAGUUGUAAAAGUGCUUUUUCCUUCCUUGUUUAAAAAUUUAAGUGUGGAAAGUCUUCAUUGUGAGGUAUGUGAGUUGGCAAAACAUAAACGUGUACCUUUUCCCAUUAGCAAUAAGAUGAGUCAU
Vigna radiata var. radiata (mung bean) is the source of this 1374-nucleotide messenger RNA. RefSeq lists its product as uncharacterized. Lineage: Eukaryota; Viridiplantae; Streptophyta; Magnoliopsida; Fabales; Fabaceae. The coding region runs from base 27 to 1121 and encodes 364 amino acids. The record is from RefSeq and is a predicted model, not a curated record. The transcript has 2 exons.